This is a messenger RNA of Arabidopsis lyrata subsp. lyrata, 1474 nucleotides long. Its product is annotated as mitogen-activated protein kinase kinase kinase 3. Lineage: Eukaryota; Viridiplantae; Streptophyta; Magnoliopsida; Brassicales; Brassicaceae. The record is from RefSeq and is a predicted model, not a curated record. The transcript has a single exon. Gene Ontology annotation, biological process: protein phosphorylation. Bases 59 to 970 code for a protein of 303 amino acids. Gene Ontology annotation, molecular function: protein kinase activity; ATP binding.
CAAACAAACAAAAAAACAGAGAAAAAACCCUAAAGAAGAUCGAAUAGGUAAGAAUAAGAUGGAGCAACUUUGGAGAGAUGAUGAUUGGAUUGUGGACGAGUCUUCGUUGUCGAAGGUCUCUUCUCUUGGCGGAGGCAGCUUCGGUCGCGUCUCUCUCGAGAAGGACUCUAACUCCGGCCGACUCUACGCAAAGAAGUCAUCGCGGAUGCAUCUCCAAAAGAUUCUCGAGAAGGAGCUCAGGAUCAUGCAUCGUUUCCGCAAUCAUCCUCGCAUCGUCCAAGCUUCAAACAAGCUUCACUUUCAAACAAAACCCUAUGAAUAUUGCAACAUUUUUAUGGAGUACGCCUCCAAAGGUAAUCUCUAUAAGAUUUUAUCUGGUUUCCCCGACAAAUCACAGCCCAUACCAGAGUCUUUGGUCAGUCGCGCGGCUCGUAUGAUCCUAGAAGGACUCGUGGCUCUUCACUCCCAUGGUUACGUUCACUGCGACCUCAAGCCAUCCAACGUUCUCGUCUUCCCUUCCACAACUCCUGGAGAGCCGUGGGAUCUCAAGCUUGCUGAUUUCGGAUCAUCCAAGGAACCUGAUUCUGAAUAUGAUUUUAUGUCCCUUGGUACGGCUCAGUACAUACCAUCAGAGUCUUUUGGUCCAAACGGACUGAUCAAUCCGGGACAUAUCGAUCCGCGCCUUGAUAUAUAUGCUCUAGGGUGUGUGGUUUAUGAGAUGUUUGGAGCUUUACCUAAGCAGGAGUACUUUGAAUAUUAUUACGAUUGGAUAUUGCAUCGAGAAAUCUCUCCAGAGGCUCAAGAUUUCUUGAGGCGGUGCCAUGACAUGCAUCCACACAGGCCCUCCGCGACACAGCUCUUGAACCAUUCUUUCAUUACGCAGAGACUUCCAUGGCCAACCACAGAAGACGACAAGGAGAUAUCAGCUAGGUUGUUGAUUCCAAGUGUCUCCAAGCUUCUUUUGACCUGAUCUUCUUAUUCCUCUCUAUCUCUCUUUGUGUAAAUAAACUGAUCUAGAAAAACUGGACAGCUAGUGAACUGCUAUGGCAAAACCUAUCCAAGAUGUACUAAGGAUCAGUUUGACCUUGGGAACUCGUUAAACUGGGUGCGUCUUUAGUUUGUUCUUUCAGUUCAGACAAACGAGAGUCGUGAGAGAUGUUAGAUAAUGUGAUCGAGAGCAAAGUAACAAAGUGUUCAUGAUAAGAUUAUGAGAGCGAUUUCUCUACACCAAGACUUCCAUCUGGUGAUUUCAUCAAUUUACAUACGGCGGAGAAAGAUCUUAUCUUAUUUAACAGUGUACUUUAAUUAGGUUUAUUGGUUGGCUUUGUUUCGUUACUUGCAUAACAAGAAGGUAAUCCUCUAGUCAAUUUAUCUAUUUGUUACUUUUAACUUCAAGUAGAGAUGUCACAGUGUGCGUGUGCUUUAUUCAGUACUUCACGUUUAAGUGGAGUAUUCCAAUUUUGGUACAUUUAAG